GACGGAGCCAUCGUCGGUUUUUAAUUAUUACUAUUGCUGUUGCUGCUGCUAUUAUCCCGGUCUAUCGUCCAUCGGACGCCACAACAAGUUUCGUCAUCCUUCGAAGAAAGAAGAAAGAGGAAGAAAGAGAGAAGCCCAAUGGCCGGAAUGUGCGCUCGCGCGAGUCUGCCGGCGCGCUCUGCACCCCGUGCGACUAGGCUCUCCGCGGCCGCCUGUGCCGUCUUCUUCUCUCUUCUCGUUCUUUUCGGCGCCACCACGACUCGGGCCGAUCCGGAUGUUGUCUUCCUCACCACCGCCACGGCAGCUCUCGUGAGCGACCCCAACUUUCUCAAGACGGCCUGCGUGGAUAUGUCAUGGAACGCGUCGGCGCUGAUCAGCCAGGCCACGGACUCGUUCGCUGGUCUGCAGGCGGCGAUGGCGGCCGCUGCGGUGCCCUACGCCUAUGUCAGCGCGACGAUGGACACGUCGUCUUCCAACGCGUGGCUGUGGCGCACCGGCGGUGACCUCAGCGCAUUUGGCGGCAUCGUCACGGCCGGUAAAUGGGCCGCCGGCUACCCCCAGAACACCUCCACCAUGCCUUACGCCGUGUACAGCGCGGACCUCGGCGCUCUCAUGAACGUCAACGGCACCGCGUCCUACCCCGCUGCGUGCAUGUACGACUACUACGUGGCUCCCGAGGAGGUCCCCGCGGAGCAGGAGGAAAGCAAGAAGAGCAAGUUCCCGUGGUGGGCGAUCCUCAUCAUCGUCCUCGGCUCCGUCGUGGUCAUCGCGGUGGUCGUUACGGUGGUGCUGUGCUGCCGCGGCGGCUGCGGCUGUGGCAAGGAGGAAGGAGAUGACGUGAGUGGGUCGUCGGAGACUCGCUCUCGCGCGGGCGAGCACCACAGCAGCAGCGAGGAGGAGUCCGACAGCGUCAGCAGUCACUCGCAGCGCAGUAAUGGCGACGGCAGCAACCGCUCCUUCUCCACGGCGUCGGCGAAGCAGUCGCGCUCCCGCAGAGCCGAGGGCAGGACGGAGUAA
Leptomonas pyrrhocoris is the source of this 1017-nucleotide messenger RNA. RefSeq lists its product as hypothetical. NCBI's taxonomy places the organism in Eukaryota, Euglenozoa, Kinetoplastea, Trypanosomatida, Trypanosomatidae. The record is from RefSeq and is a predicted model, not a curated record. The transcript has a single exon. Bases 139 to 1017 code for a protein of 292 amino acids.